AUGGCUACUGUGAAGAUAUUGGCUAAUUCUAAACCAUGUCCAAAGUGCAAACGGCCGAUUGAGAAAAACCAAGGGUGUAUGCAUAUUACUUGCACUCCACCUUGUAAAUUUGAGUUUUGUUGGCUUUGUCUUGGUGCUUGGUCGGACCAUGGUGAGAGGACUGGCGGUUUUUAUGCAUGCAAUCGUUACGAAACAGCAAAGCAAGAGGGAGUGUAUGAUGAAGCUGAGAAAAGAAGAGAGAUGGCCAAGAACUCGCUAGAGAGGUAUACUCAUUAUUACGAAAGAUGGGCAACUAACCAAUCGUCUAGGCAAAAAGCACUUGCAGACUUACAGCAAAUACAGAGCGUGCAUCUUGAGAAGCUGAGUGACAUACAGUGCCAACCUGAGUCACAGCUAAAGUUCAUAACAGAGGCCUGGCUUCAGAUCGUUGAGUGCAGGCGUGUUUUGAAAUGGACAUAUGCUUAUGGAUAUUAUUUACCAGAGCAUGAACAUGCCAAGAGACAGUUCUUUGAGUACUUGCAAGGUUAGUAGUAUUAUUGAGCUUGAUUCAGUUUCAUCAGUUUUUU
This is a messenger RNA of Humulus lupulus (European hop), 566 nucleotides long. Its product is annotated as probable E3 ubiquitin-protein ligase ARI7. The transcript is spliced from 7 exons. Bases 1 to 528 code for a protein of 175 amino acids. NCBI's taxonomy places the organism in Eukaryota, Viridiplantae, Streptophyta, Magnoliopsida, Rosales, Cannabaceae. The record is from RefSeq and is a predicted model, not a curated record. Gene Ontology annotation, biological process: positive regulation of proteasomal ubiquitin-dependent protein catabolic process; ubiquitin-dependent protein catabolic process; protein polyubiquitination. Gene Ontology annotation, molecular function: ubiquitin conjugating enzyme binding; ubiquitin protein ligase activity; zinc ion binding. Gene Ontology annotation, cellular component: cytoplasm; ubiquitin ligase complex.